Molecule: messenger RNA, 4120 nt
Organism: Papaver somniferum (opium poppy)
Lineage: Eukaryota; Viridiplantae; Streptophyta; Magnoliopsida; Ranunculales; Papaveraceae
Exons: 27
Coding region: 182-3838 (1218 amino acids)
Molecular function (GO): nucleic acid binding; ATP binding; protein binding
Source: RefSeq, a predicted model, not a curated record
AGCAGUCAUGAGCAGCAUACACGACCAACUCUGCAGCACCCUCCUUGAAGGCUGAAGCCGUUGCAGUCGCUGCGCGCACGCCCAAAGCGGUCAGCAAUGCCACGUAGGUCCCCCCCGCCAAAUAAACGUUAGGGACUUAGGGUUUCAAUUUCCAAUAACGAAUACGGCUCCCGGGAAAAACAUGGGAGAGAGCGAGAGAAAUGUUCAAAUUAGAACCCUAAGUGGGGAAUCUUGUACCCUUUCGAUAUCUCCAAGCUCUGCGAUCCAAGACCUAAAACUCCUGCUGAAGCAAAUCUUCAUUCCUGCCCAGCAUUCGCCCAAUUUCCAUCUCUUCUUCAAGGGUUCUAAAAUGAGUUUGGGAAAUCAGAUAAACAGUUACUGUAUAAAAGAUAGUGAUUUCAUAGUUCUAAUUCCUUAUACUAAGAAAGUACAGAAUCAACAAUUAAAGAUUAAUCAGAAUACAGUACCACCGCCUAAAUCUUCAUCGUUUGCGGAUUCAGCGUGGGAUGAUAUAAUGCAAGAUAUCUCAUCUUUAUCUGAGAGACCUCCGGAUAAAGAUUUGUUUGAUGGAGAAAGGGAGAAAUUAGGAGAAGGAAGUCCGGAGAGUAUGAAACGUAAGAGAAAAGGGGAAAGGUCGGGAAAUGUUUGUUUAUCGGAUGAAGUUUUGGAAAGUAUUUUGAGGAGGAAAAGUUUUGAUGAAGAGGAAAUUGAAAGGACUAAGGUUUUGGAAUCGGUGAAUUGUUUGUUAAACGAACAGACUGGAACCUGUAUGUUUUUAGUGAAUGGGUACUCUGAUGACAUAAAAUCUUGCUUAUGUCCGUCGUGGUUGAAGACAACUAUGAAAAUCUUUUCUGUUGUAAAUAUUUUCUCCGGGUUUAUGCAAAUGCAGGGUGGAAAUGUGACGCGGGAUCAUUUAAAAAGAUUGUUGGAGAAACUUUGCGGGUUUGAAUGUGAAGUUGGUAUUGAUUAUUUGGAGCGUAUAUCAGUUCUUUGUCCCAAGGUUCUGCGACUUGGUAAUCUGGAGUGUGAAGGUGCAAAAUUCCGCGAUGCCAUUCUUAUUGUCGAUUCUUCAACAGAAGAGGAUGGGCUAUAUAAUUCGACAAAUAAUUUCAGAGCAGGUGCAGAAGCUAAAAAAGGGACUCCUGCUUCAAAUAUUGUGAACUUGAUAAAGAAACGGGAGUAUUCCUUUAGAACAAAUUUAUUGAAGGCUGUUAAAAAUUCCAUGAGUAAAACAGUAUCUGGAAACAAGAUAGACAAGCUUAUGUCCCUGGAAGAUCUCAUAUCUACGGGUUACAAUGUUGCAGAUUCAAAAGACAGAGAAGCAAAAUGUGCGAGUAAACAUCGUUCUUCAAGUUCUCAAUCUGGGCAAACAAGAUGUUGUGAAACAAACCCAUUGUCACCAGUUGAAAUGGUUGAACAUCUUAAGAAGGGCAUUGGAUCUAAUGGGCAGAUAGUCCACGUAGAAGAAAUUGGUGCAAGAACAGCAGUACACGUUGAGAUCCCAAACAUUCUCUCAGAAAUCACACAGUCUGCUCUUAGAAGAAUUGGAAUCUCUAAAUUGUACAGCCACCAAGCUGAAUCAAUACAAGCUUCACUUGCUGGGAAAAAUGUUGUUGUGGCGACUAUGACAUCUAGUGGGAAAUCUCUCUGCUACAACUUACCAGUACUGGAAGCAUUGUCUCAUAAUUUAUUAUCUUGCGCUUUGUACAUAUUUCCAACAAAGGCUUUGGCUCAAGAUCAGUUAAGAGCUUUGUCCGAAAUGACAGAGGGAUUGCAAAAUGGCUUCAAUUUUGGUGUUUACGACGGUGACACUUCAGAAGGGGACAGGAUGUGGCUCCGUGACAAUGCUAGAUUGUUGAUAACAAAUCCAGAUAUGUUGCACAUGUCAAUCCUGCCAUUCCAUGUUCAGUUCCAGCGGAUUUUGUCAAAUCUUAGGUUUGUCAUCAUUGAUGAAUCUCAUACUUAUAAGGGAGCAUUUGGAUGCAAUACCGCUCUUAUACUGAGGAGACUUCGUAGGCUCUGUGCUCAUGUGUACAGUAGUGAUCCUUCAUUUGUAUUUUGUACAGCAACUUCUGCAAAUCCCCGUGAGCAUGCUAUGGAGCUUGCUAACCUCCAAACGGUGGAACUAAUUCAGAAUGAUGGAAGCCCCUGUGGCCCAAAGCUUUUCAUGUUGUGGAAUCCUCCCUUAUAUAUGAAAACUGUUUCAAAAACUCGGAGCAGGACGAGUACAACUAAGUCUCCGGAAAAAGUGGUGAUCACCAGAAGGUCAAGCCCAAUUUUUGAGGUAUCCUCUCUUUUCGCGGAGAUGGUUCAGCACGGGCUUCGAUGCAUCGCUUUUUGUAAAACGCGUAAACUCAGUGAGCUUGUCCUAUGUUAUACGCAAGAAAUUCUUCAGGAGACGGCACCUGAUCUAGCUGAUUCAAUAUGUGUUUAUCGUGCUGGCUACAAUUCUCAGGAUAGGAGGAGAAUAGAGAAUGAAUUCUUUACGGGGAAGCUUCGCGGGGUUGCCGCCACAAAUGCACUUGAAUUGGGUAUCGAUGUUGGACACAUUGAUGCAACACUGCAUCUUGGCUUUCCUGGUAGUGUCUCCAGUUUGUGGCAACAAGCUGGAAGAUCUGGGAGAAGGGAAAGACCGUCACUUGCAGUAUAUGUCGCAUUUGAAGGGCCUCUUGACCAAUACUUCAUGAAAUCUCCGCAAAAGCUUUUCAGGAGACCAAUCGAGUGUUGUCACGUUGAUUCUCAAAACAAGCAGGUGCUUGAGCAGCAUCUUAUGUGUGCGGCUGUGGAACACCCACUAAAUAUGUUAUAUGAUGACAAAUAUUUUGGUCCUGGUUUACAUAAUGCAAUAUUGGCUCUAACCAAUAAAGGAUGUCUAAGUUAUCAUCCGAUGCGUGAUUCAUCAACCCGUAUAUGGAGCUAUAUUGGCCAUGAGAAGAGACCUUCACAUGCAAUUAGUAUUCGGGCAAUUGAGACUGAGAAGUACAAAUUAAUAAACAACGAAACAGAUGAAGUCCUUGAAGAAAUCGAGGAAAGUAAGGCUUUCUUUCAGCUUUAUGAAGGUGCAGUAUGUCUGCAUCAAGGUAAAACUUAUUUAGUGAAGGUCCUAGAUUUAUCGUCAAAACUUGCCUUUUGUCAACGAGCUGAUUUAAAGUACUACACAAAGACACGUGAUUGCACAGACAUUCAUGUGGUUGGUGGGGAUGUGGCCUAUCCUGUAAAGGUUCCUGAGACCCAUUCAAGAACCACUUCUCAAGCUCAUACUUGCAAAGUAACCACCAGUUGGUUUGGCUUCUUUCGCGUUCAGCGACGAAGCGGCGAAAUCAUUGACUCGGUUGAUCUUACACUUCCUCAAUAUUCAUAUGAAUCACAGGCAGUUUGGAUUCGGGUUCCACAAUCAAUCAAGAAAGAAGUGGAAACUCAGAGUUACUCAUUUCGUGCUGGCUUACAUGCUGCUUCACAUGCUGUUCUGAAUGUGGUUCCUCUGUUCAUACAGUGCAACUCCUCUGACAUGGGUACAGAGUGUGCAAAUCCUCACGAUACUCGCUAUUUUCCAGAAAGAAUUCUGUUAUAUGAUCAGCACCCGGGUGGCAUUGGACUUUCUGCACAGGUACAACCACUUUUUAGAGAACUCUUAGGUGCUGCCUUGGAACUAGUCACAGGAGGCUGCUGUUCUAUGAAUGUUGGCUGCCCGAACUGUGUUCAGACUCUAUCUUGCCACGAGUACAAUGAAGUUCUUGAUAAGAGUGCUGCCAUUAUGAUUCUUAAGGGUGUUAUUGAAACUGAGGAUUUGUACUUCAACAAACGGCCCGCCUCAGAAUUCCAGGGAACUCAAUUAUAGCAGAAGGAUCCAAAAACAUCAUUCACAUUUGCGGAAUAGCUGAAGUGUACUAUGAAGAUUCUACUAAUUGGUUUGAGUCUUAUGAAGGCCGAAUAUCAGAAGUUAUAGUAUCUUCUGCCUCACAUAAUUUUUUUUUGAACAAAGAGACAUAAUAUUAAACAGAAAGGUUGUUUACAUCAUAAUCUAUAUGAGAAAUUAAUACAUCCGGUGGAUUGGACCACCAAUCCCCACACAGAUUAUGUUUACGAGCAGUCUUAGCUAAAGCAUCAGCUACCUUAUUAC